Molecule: messenger RNA, 1017 nt
Organism: Rotaria sp. Silwood1
Lineage: Eukaryota; Metazoa; Rotifera; Eurotatoria; Philodinida; Philodinidae
Source: the annotation of a GenBank genome assembly
AUGUAUCUGGGAAAAUUAGUUAUUCUCAUUCUACACAUUAUUACCUGUAUUAAUCAGUAUGAAUCCACUCCACUCGAUGACUAUGUGAACGCACCUGAUCCACAUUUUGGUUGGACUGUUAUCAAGACAUAUGAAGAACCUGAUUAUACAUUGUACAUUGUCAAUUUUACUUCACAAAAAUGGAUUGAUGAAACAUUUUCUACUCGAUCAAUCUGGUGGCAUUAUUUGUGUAUCAAUGUUCCAAAUCAUCUGACCCGUUCGAAAACAGCAUUUAUGUUGAUCGAUGGUGGUUCUAAUACAGACGGUAUGCCACAACCAAACGAUGAAUCUGUUGCUUUAAUGUCGAUGUUGGCUGUGAGUACUGGAACAUGGACAUCGGCUGCUGUUGAUAGUAAACGAAUUAUCGGUGCAGUACCUAUUGUUAUGGAUUUAGUGAACCUUCAAAUUGAUGUUUUUUGGAGAGAUCUUCAACGCGCUACUGGUGGUACAUAUCUCAGACGAAUACCAAAUGCCGAACAUCAGUGUAUUGGCCAUUUGAUCAGUAUUCUUUUAACUAUGCGAAGUUUUUAUUUGAGUAUUUAUGAGAAUCAAUCACUACCUUCCUUAACAUGGAUAAAAUCAUCAAAUAAUACUCAUGGAUAUAUUCGUGCCAUUGUCGACUUUAGCAUGGGACCAAAACCAAUCAGUGCUAUUGGAUAUCGAGCUCGAACACUUGAUGAUAAACGACGUGAUUUCCGAUUAUUUAUUGCAAAUCCAAGUGACCCCGUUAAGCCAAUGGCUAAUCCAGUCUUAUGGUUCACCACUCCACUUGUGAUAGAAUCACAGACCAAUACAACAAUUAUUUAUUCGUUGACAAUCGAAAAUCCUCUAGAUGGUUGGGAAGGUUUUUUCAUUCAAGUAAAUUUUCCUGGUCCGGAUGGUUCAGUACUUGAGUUAACAAGUGAAACACAAGUUAUUCCGGAUACGUACCCAACUGGUGAUUGUCACAAUGAAGGUUGUGCUGGUACACUAGUCUAA